Molecule: messenger RNA, 1794 nt
Organism: Momordica charantia (bitter melon)
Lineage: Eukaryota; Viridiplantae; Streptophyta; Magnoliopsida; Cucurbitales; Cucurbitaceae
Product: inactive rhomboid protein
Source: RefSeq, a predicted model, not a curated record
CAAGUCCCUUCCAGUUCCAGUUCCAGUUCCAGUUCCCGACCACAUUUAAAAUUUGUAGUUCUUUUUCCGCUGAAACUACAUUUUUUUGAAUUUCUCUCCGCCAUGGAUGAUCAGGAAAACGUUUUCCAAUCGUUCCCCACUUUGGUGUCUUUUGCAUCCCCUGUUCCUACGCCUUCAUCCCGCCGCCUAUCCAGCAACUUCACUCUACCCAGGCCGCCAGUCCCCGCCGCCCGGCGACUAUCUUGGGUUUCUCUCCAGGGACGCCUCCUUAACGCCGACCAAGCUAGCUCGGUUCGAUCUAUUGGAGGCGGAUUGGGCUCAGACGAAGCCAUCGCCUGGCAGUUGUUCAGCCCCAUUGAGCGAUUUCUUGUAGUCGCCGUGAUCGGCGUCGCGGUUUCCGAGUCCAAGAAGAACCAUCAGAUCGGCCAGCUUAAAAAAGCUGUGGAACUUAGGGACCAAGUGCUUCUAAGCAUGCAGCAGAAGCUUGAUGAUCUAUGUGAUCAAGUCAAUCCCGUUAAGGAUAAAUCUGGAACUGAGGAAGACAUGGCUUUGAAGAAGAAUGCUGAUUUGGCAGACUCUGGAGCCUUUGGCCACGAAAAAAUUAAGUUUGUUGAUUGUGGUUGUUGGCUUUGUGAUGAGCAUCUCAAUUUGUUCAAUGGUUUGGAGCAGGGUAACACAGCGACAAAACCCUGUUGCGGGGCAGAGAUGCUACAAUAUAAAAUUCCACUCAUGAAUGAAGCAGAGCAAGAGGAGCGUAGAAUGUCUGAUUUAUCAGAUUGGGCUUCCAGUGUCACUUCUGCUGCUGAUAUACAGAUGAACACCUUAUCAAUCGAACAAGAUAUGUUAUUUCUGAAGAAAGAUUGUGACGAGAAAGACGCAACCAUCAAGGAACUCACUACCUUACUCCACUCGUCUGAGGUUUCUGGUUCACAGAGGAUCUCAGAGUUGGAAGACAUCAUUCGUCGGAAGAACAUGAUAAUUUCAAAACUAAAAAAGGACAUGGUGGUUCUUGAACAGAAGGUUGUUCAAUUGACGAGGCUGCGGAGACCCUCUUCGUGUGCAUCAAAUUCGGACAUCCAACCAAUCCCACACAUGACCGAUAACCUUCUCUACGACAUGGAGAGCAGCAGCAGUCCUUCAUCUUCCGACUCAGAUUGUUGCCCACCCACAAGAAAGCAGGGGAUUCAUCAUGUCCAAAACAGCGAGCCUUGUUUGAUAAGAACCCAGAAAUCAGCAACUAAGAAGAAACCCACAACACCAGAUUCUCGCUCACAAUCUCAGAUGGCAGCCCCUCUAAAAGAAAUUUCGAUGAACAAUCGAAAGGCAGGAGUUACGUCGACAUCCAGGCAAAGGGGGGAGGCGGUACCGGUACGUGCCAGUGGCGAUUCCACAAAUAUCAGAAGACGCUUUCAAACUGCAGUGGCCAAGGACAACACACCUCAACGAAAGAGAAAUAUCUAGUAAGCAUCAUACAUAAUACUACAGCUAUGAAGUUUGAAAAUUAUGUUAGACAUAGAAUAUGACACAUUGGAGAAGAUGGGUUUCUGGUAAUGAAUUAAUGAGGAUGGUGAAGCAUAAUUUGUUGGGUUCUUUUGGGAAAAUAAUUGUGAAUGGCUAUACCAGAAGUUGUGUACUGUUGAUAUGCAUUCAUAUUUUAAAGUCUUUGAUUAGGUAAAUAUGGGGAGGAGAUGGAGAAGGGAGAAUAUAUAAUGUAGACGCACAUAGAUGCACAAAAUUGUGAGACAUUUGUAGUGGUAAAUUACUAAAUUAAAUUAAAGUUGUGUGAUUUUAUAA